Messenger RNA from Rangifer tarandus platyrhynchus (Svalbard reindeer), 4797 nucleotides. The record is from the annotation of a GenBank genome assembly. NCBI's taxonomy places the organism in Eukaryota, Metazoa, Chordata, Mammalia, Artiodactyla, Cervidae.
AUGGCGGGGCCCCGACGCCCGCAGCCCGGCUGGCACCGCCGCACCGCCGCGGCCGUGAACCUCCUGCUGGGCGUCUUCCACGUCCUCCUGCCCUGCGGCCGCCCGGGAGGGGCUCAGGGACAAGCGAUCGAGCCCAUGCCGAACGUGGUGGAGCUGUGGCAGGCGGAGGAAGGGGAACUCCUGCUGCCCACUCAGGGUGAUUCUGAAGACGAUACAGAGGAGCAGUCUCAAGAACAGAGCUUCUCAGACAAGCUAUUUAGUGGAAAAGGCUUACAUUUUCAGCCAUCAGUUCUAGAUUUUGGAGUUCAGUUUCUGGGACAGCCUGCAGCAAAGGUUCUCUACGCUUACAACCCAAGCAGGGAAAGUGAGGUGGUAGUGAAUUCCGUGUUUACAGCCGCGAGGCAUUUCCAUGUGCCUCCUGUUCACUGCAGGGUAAUUCCAGCAAUGGGGAAGACUUCCUUCAGAAUUAUUUUCUUACCCACUGAAGAAGGAAGCAUUGAAAGUUCUUUAUUUAUUAAUACCUCCUCACAUGGAGUUCUCUCUUAUCAUGUAUCUGGAAUUGGUACUCGCAGAGUCUCUGCAAAAGGGUCUGCAGAGCAGCUUCCGAAUGCUUACUUUCUGCUUCCACAGGUCCAGAGUGUUCAGCUUUCGCAAACACAGGCGGAAACCACUAAUUCUAGCCUCUUGCAGGUGCAACUGGAAUGCAGUUUACAUAAUAAAGUGUGUCAGAAACUAAAGGGUUGUUAUAUGGAAUCGGAUGAUGUUUUACGGCUGCAGAUGAGCAUAAUCGUAACAAUGGAAAACACCUCAAAAGAAUUUGAAGAAAACACACAAGAUUUGUUAGAUCAUCUCUCUAUUAUUUAUGUAGCUACAGAUAAAUCUGAGAGCUCAGAUGAUUCGGCAGUGAAUAUGUAUAUAUUACAUUCGGGAAACAGCCUUAUAUGGAUACAGGAUGUCCAUCAUUUCUCCCAGAGAGAUGUCCUGUCUCUGCAGUUUGAACCAGUGCUCCUACCUACUUCCACAACGAACUUUACAAAAAUUGCUUCUUUUACUUGCAAAGCUCCGUCCUGUGACAGCGGGGUGAGAGAAGACAGAAAGAAAAAAAACACUCCAACACUAAAAGCUUGCCUCUCCUCCCCUGUGGUUCAAGGGUAUUUUCGAAUGGACCCUUCUGCAACCCACUUUCACAUAGAGAAUCACGAGAAUGCUUCAGGGCUUUGGUCAAUGUGGUACCUCAACCAUUUUGACCAUGGUGUUGUAUUAAAUGAUGUGUUUGUUUCCAAGGAGACCAAGCACAUUUUAAAGAUUCUGAAUUUCACUGGCCCUUUAUUUCUACCUCCAGGCUGUUGGAAAAUAUUUUCUUUGAAACUUGCUGUUAAAGACAGUGCCAUAAAUCUAUUCACCCAUGUAUUUUUGACUACAAACAUAGGUGCUGUUUUUGCAAUACCUCUUCAGAUUUACUCACCGCCCACCAAGGAAGGGAGUCUGGGUUUUGAAGUGAUAGCACAUUGUGGCAUGCAUUAUUUCAUGGGAAAAUCAAAAGCAGAAAAUCCUAACUGGGAAGGGAGCCUUUCUCUGGAUCAGUCUACCUGGGAUGUGGAUUCCGAACUUGCAAAUACAUUAUAUGAAAGAUGGAAGAAAUUAAAACAUGGUGACGUCUGCAAGAGGACUGUUUUGGGAGUGACUCGGUUUGCCCAUUCAAAGAAACCCAAGGAGUUGGAGCCUUUUGCUGUCUUCCUGCCUCGUCUGGUCCCCGAGCCUGGCCUUGUGUUGAACUUCAGCGCCACCGCCCUGAGGAAUAGCAUGGUGAAGCACUUCAUGGUGAAGAACCCCUCCUCGUGGCCAGUGUCCCUGCAGCUCCUGCCCGUCUAUUUGUACCCGAAGCCUGAGGCCGCCGCGCGCCUGCUGCACAAAUGGUUUGGCACCGAUAUGCAAAUGAUUAAUUUCACAACCAGUGAAUUCCAGCUUACCAAAGCUUGCCCUUACCUGGAUGUGCAGUCUGAAGAAUCCAGAUUUGGCAUCCUCCACUUACAUUUGCAGCCUUUGGAAAGGAAAAGGGUUGGUGUAGUGUUCACUCCAGCUGAUUAUGGAAAAGUCAGCUCCCUCAUCCUCAUCCGGAAUAACUUGACUGUUAUCGACAUGAUUGGUGUGGAAGGAUUCGGGGCGAGAGAGCUCCUGAAAGUGGGUGGAAGACUGCCUGGCGCCGGGGGCUCGCUGCGGUUUAAGGUGCCCGAGUCCACGCUGAUGGACUGCCGGCGACAACUGAAAGACAGCAAGCAAAUUUUGUCAAUCACAAAGAGCUUUAAGGUUGAGAAUAUUGGACCACUUCCUAUAACUGUGACAGCUCUGAAAAUUAAUGGGUAUAACUGUCAAGGUUAUGGAUUCGAAGUGCUGGACUGUCAUCAAUUUUCCUUGGGCCCCAACACGUCCCGGGACAUCAGCAUUGUGUUUACCCCGGACUUCACGUCUUCCUGGGUCAUCCGCGAGCUGACUCUGGUCACGGCGGCGGGCCUGGAGUUCCGCUUCACUCUCAAUGUGACCCUGCCGCACCACCUGCUGCCUCUGUGUGCGGACGUGGUCCCGGGCCCGAGCUGGGAGGAGUCGUUCUGGAGGCUCACCGUCUUCUUCGUUAGUUUGUCCCUGUUGGGUGUGAUUUUAAUCGCCUUCCAACAAGCACAGUACAUUCUGAUGGAGUUCAUGAAGACGAGACAGAGACAAAAUGCCAGCUCCCCUCCACAGCAAAGCACUAGUCCAGUGGACGUAAUCAGCCCUCAGUCUCACAAAAGCAAUUGCAAGAACUUUCUCGAUACCUACACCCCCUCCGAUAAAGGCCGAGGGAAAAGCUGCCUUCCGGUCAGCAGCCCGCAGAGCAGGAUCCAGAAUGCGACCAAGAGGAGCCCGGCCACCUACGGCCACUCCCAGAAGAAGCACAAGUGCUCCGUGUACUACGGGAAGCACAAAGGCAGCGCAGCCGCGGCGAGCAGCGCCGGCGCCCCCUUGGAGGACAGGCCAGCCCCGGCCAAGGAGGACGGGUGCCCCGCAGGGGCGGGCGAGGCCUGGGCGGGCCUCAAGUGUGCCGGGGGCCUGGGCGUCAACCUGCAGAGGAGCUUCGCGCUCCCCAAGAGCUUGCUGGGCAAAGACGAGAACACACCCAAAGGCGCAGUUGCUGCCAGUCACCCUUCCUCCGGGUGUCACGUGAGGGAGGGCGUGCAGACAUGUAUGUUUCCUAAGGAAACGGACUUUCAGAUCGCAGAAGGCGCAGCGGAGCUCCAGGAGCGAGACGUCUGUCCGAUGAAGACGCUUAAGAGAAUGCCUGAGAAUCAUGUGCCGAGAAACUCCCCUCAGUGCCCGUCAGACUUGCCAGAGGUUUCCAGGAAAAGUAACGGGAAUAACCAGCAAGUGCCUGUCAAGAAUGAAGCAGACAGUUGUGAAACUUUGAAAAAGGUUGACACAAAGUCUUCUUCAGAGAAGAAGAUUCACAAAGCAGCUAAAGAAGACGGAUGUUCUGAGAAGCAGGACAUACCUUCAGUCGAGCAAGAAGAUCCUUAUAGGAAGAAGGCGCUUCAGGAAAAGAAAGAAGGAAAUGUACAAAAUUUAAAUUGGAGUAAAAAUCGAAUGUGCAGAAAAAACAAAAAGAGGGGUGCUGCCCAGGUCUUGAGGCCUUCCGACCAGAGUGAGUUAAAGCUGGUGUGCAGUGAGUUUGAAAGGUCUGAGCUGAGCAGUGACGUCAACGUAAGGAACUGGCAUAUCCAGGAAAGCCCUGGGGAAGCGUGCAGAGCAGGUGCCAGCACUGGAGGCAGCUUACCUGCCACGCAGGGAGAGGCAGAGGGUUACUUUCCGAAACCGGGGAAGAAGGGUGCAGAGAAGUCCUGCUCAGACUCCGGCUCAGACUGUGGCAGCUCCUCGGGCAGCGUGCGCGCCAGCCGGGGCAGUUGGGGCAGCUGGAGCAGCGCCAGCAGCUCUGACGGGGACAGGAAGCCGGCCGCGGGCCCUCCGCGCUGCCUGCUGCCAGGAGACAGUGUUUCACAAAAUGACUUUUCCUCUGAAGCUCCCAUCUCCUUGAAUCUUUCUCGUAACGUCUGCAAUCCCAUGGACGUGAGCAGCCUCCCCGCGCCUGCGGACGUUCCCUGCCCCAGCCUCCCCGCUGGGCCUGCCGCCACUGAAGAUCAAGGUCUCUGUGCCCCGGGGGACCUGUGGCCUGCGCAGCCCGUGUGUGUGACUGGAGGCUUUGGCUGCACCCUGGAGAACGGUGGGCCGGCCGUGCUGCCCCCGCCCGCCCCCGUGCCCAGCAGUUUCAUUGAUUGGAACGCCACGUGUGAAGGCCAGUUUCCCAGUGUGUACUGCCCCCUGGAAUUGAACGACUACAAUGCCUUUCCAGAAGAAAGCGUGAGCUAUCCCAGCGGCUUCGCCUGUCCUGCUGAGGCUCAGACGGACUUCGCUGACCACAGCUCCCCGUCUGCCUGGGGCAGCCCCACCAGCGUACCGACCGCCUGGGGACACGCCAGUCUCAUCAGCACUCCGCCCUACCUCACAAGCGCCCGAAGCUUGUCUCCAAUGUCUGGACUUUUUGGUUCCAUCUGGGCCCCGCAAAGCGAUGUGUAUGAGAAUUGCUGCGCCAUCAGCCCCACCACGGAACACUCGGCUCACCUGGAGAACCGGGCGGUCAUGUGCAAGGAGUACUACCCCGGGUUUAACCCGUUCCGUGCCUACAUGGACCUGGACAUAUGGACUAGCACAGCGAACAGGAAUGCAGACUUCCCACUGUCGAGAGACUCGAGCUACUGUGGGAACAUGUGA